UGGCCGCUCGUGUGCGAUCGCUGUCAUUAGCUACACACUGCCACACAUACCGGCAGCAAGACAUGACACCAACGAGCUCCAACCUCCUCGGCUCAAGAUGAACUUCACGCUAUGGUUACCUGGGACCACGACUUCUACUCGAGAGUGCAGUGUAGUAUUCCCGAAGCAUUGCCAGCUGUUGGCUGCCACUCAGCAAGGACAAGAACGAUCAUCUUGACACCAUUGCUGUUUUCUACGUCUGACAGUCGCCAUGGACAUCAAAGACGUCGUCAACGCAGAGCCGAAGCCUGGAAAUGGCCAUCAUGUUCAGAUCGAUUUCUGUACCUUGGGCAUGUUCAUCAUUGACGACAUCUAUCCACCACCCAAUGCAAAAGAUCAGACUCCCCAGAAAAAUGUCAUUGGCGGAGCAGGAACCUUCUCAGCCAUAGGUGCCAGGCUCUUCUCGCCGCCUCCACAGUCGAAAUCGGUAGGCUGGAUAGUAGAUGCUGGAACCGACUUCCCAGCCGAGCUGCGUUCGGUAAUCGAAUCCUGGCAGACUGGUGCGUUAUUCCGAGAUCGACCAGCACUGACAACGAGAGGAUGGAAUGGCUACAGUGGUAAUGAGCACCGAGAUUUCAGGUACUUGACUGAGAAGAAACGACUGACAGCAGAUGACUUGACACCGACUCUGCUAGCCUCAAGGUCUUUUCAUUUGAUAUGCAGCCCUUUACGAUGUAUCGAUCAAGUUGAAGGCAUCCUUGCCAAACGUGAAGCCCUUUCCGGACCCCAUCACCCUAGACCGAUUAUAAUCUGGGAGCCUGUUCCGGAUCUCUGCACUCCCUCCGAGCUUCAAAACACCUUUCAGGCACUCAAAUACGUCGAUGUGAUCAGCCCCAACCAUGAUGAGCUCGCAAGUAUGUUUGCCUUUACACAUAACGCCAAAGUGGUCAAGACAGCUAUCGAAAACCAUGCUCAGAGAUUUCUGGAACAUGGAAUAGGACCGGAGAACUCAGGGGCAGUUGUGGUGAGAAGUGGGGCUGCAGGCUGUUUCGUGCUUUCGAGAACUUCGAGGAAAUGGCUGCCGGCAUAUCAUACCAACGCAAGUAGAGUCGUCGAUCCUACAGGUGGUGGCAACGGCUUUCUGGGCGGCCUCGCAGUAGGUCUAGCACGCACAAAUCUGGAUUUUGUAGAGGCAGCAAGGUGGGGAAGUGUGGCAGCCAGUUUCUGCAUAGAGCAGACCGGCAUGCCUAAGCUUGCACAGCCAGCGGGGAGUGGAGAGCUAUGGAAUGGAAAACAGGUCUUUGAAAGGCUGGCCGAGUAUAAGCAACGAAGUGUAUGAAUUCCUCUCCGAAAGUCCAACUUGGAAAACUAUAAAUUCAUCAUAGGCAAAAUACGACAAUCC
Molecule: messenger RNA, 1381 nt
Organism: Pseudocercospora fijiensis CIRAD86
Lineage: Eukaryota; Fungi; Ascomycota; Dothideomycetes; Mycosphaerellales; Mycosphaerellaceae
Exons: 3
Coding region: 251-1318 (355 amino acids)
Source: RefSeq, a predicted model, not a curated record